Lachancea nothofagi CBS 11611 is the source of this 3861-nucleotide messenger RNA. NCBI's taxonomy places the organism in Eukaryota, Fungi, Ascomycota, Saccharomycetes, Saccharomycetales, Saccharomycetaceae. The record is from the annotation of a GenBank genome assembly.
AUGAGCCUUGAUUCCGGGACUAAUAGCACCUAUCGCUUGAAGACCGAAACGCCAGGAAUGGGAUUUCUUCAUAAAACAAAGAAGAGCAAAACUGACAAGAAAAAAGAGAAUGGGAAUCAAAAAGUUGCAGGAUCUCCCGAGAAUGGAGGACGGCAUGCGAUUGCCCGCAGAACGGUUCGUGAUCGCUCAUUAUCGAAUCUGCUGCCAGAACAAGAUUUGAGCAGUUCUAUCAAGGCUGUGCCCGAACCCUCUAAUGCACAGCCACAAUCCACAAAAAGACGACGGAGCUCUUCACCAGAUAAGGUGAAAGGCAAGCCAUCCGAUAUUGUCAAACUUAAACUCGGUCAUUUUAAUAGCAGCAAAAACAACAGUCAUAGCUGUGAUGACACCUCUAAAAACCGGCUGUCGAAGGAUAGUUCUCAGGAUCCGAAUGCAACAAAGACUAGUCCGUCCUCUCUAAGAGUGAGUAAUAAUACGAGCAUUCUUCAUGAUGACCCUGAUGGAACAGCUGGAAAAGAGGAAGUAAAAGAGCCCGGUGGUAUCAUAUCGUCUAUUUUUUCGGCGGCCCACAAUGCCGCAAAUCAUCUUAUGCCCAGGGCUAACGAGAAACCAGCUCCAUCUCAAAAUGAAGAUGUGAUAGCGCUUAACCAGUCAGAACACCAGGGACAUGAACAAAAUUCAAGUUUUUUGAAACAUUUGGACUUUUUACUCGCCCCUCCUGGGGCAUUGCCUCCUACUACUACCUCAAAUAACUUGUUGUCACCAGAUUACAAUCUGAAUGCUCAAAAUAAGCAAUCCGUGGGCUCUUCCUUGGGGAGACAUAAUUCUGACGUGUCAGGAACUCCCGAUUAUAUUAUUGGUGAUUUUGAUGACAAUACAUCCGCUGCGGAAACAGAUUUAAUGUCGAUGACCGACAAAAUUCAUUUUCGCUCUCGUAAUGGGGAGUCUCACAUCGCAAGCCUAGGAAGAGGUAAUCUAACGCUUGACGCGCUGGCCAAGACAUAUUCAAACGAUUCUCCGCUGGACGAAGGAUCUCUACACGCGGAAGAGGAAUCAACCGCUCCACGACAAAGUAAAGCGAUCAAUGCUAACAGACGCAGAGGUAAAACGGUACAUGACAUCAAUAGGGAAACCGAUUAUGCAAAGUCUAGAGAUUACGAUUUGUCACUUUCACCUGCCAGAAGUGAUCCAGGUGCCAAUGCUAACUCUUCACUCGAGGACGUGACGCGCGGCUUGAAUGAAACGAGCAAAGAUCAAUCACAAAACAAUGUCAAAACACGAAAGAGGGCAAGCACUGUCAAAUCUUGCAGUAUCAGACCUUUGUCGCCUAAUCAGUUGUCACUCAAGACUAUUCCUACGAAAAGCAUUAGGAACUCAUUGCACAGAAUGAGGUCACCAAGCCACGGCGAUAACGGCCAGAAUCAAACUUCAAGCAUUUCAUCCGACGAAGAAGAUGCACAUGCAUUAUCAGAGACCAAUGGCAAAAGCGGCAACAAAAGUCAACGUGCUUCAGCACAUAUCUCGGAGAAAAAAAACAGUGAGUUUCACACCGUCUUCAAAGAAUCAGGAAUUGCAGCGGACGAAAAAUUACUUGCCGAUUAUGCUUGUGCGCUUUCUCGUGACAUUUUGUUGCAGGGCAGAAUGUACAUUUCGAAAGAGCAUGUAUGUUUUAAUUCGAGUAUCUUAGGAUGGAUCACCUCUGUCGUGAUUCCUUUCAAGGAGAUUGUUCAGAUUGAGAAAAAAUCUACUGCAGGCAUAUUUCCCAAUGGUAUCGUACUUCAGACAUUGCAUUCAAGAUACAUCUUUGCUUCAUUCAUAUCACGCGAUUCGGCGUUCGACUAUAUCACCAAGAUUUGGAAUCGAAUCAUUCUGAACUCAGAUGAAGACCUCGCAUACAGUGAACUCGAGAGUACCCCUCCGAAGUCUAGUAGGAGCAGCUUAAGUUCCGAUGACGAUUCUGAUUCUGAAAGGCAAGGCCGAAGUAGUUCAGAUGGUUAUUCAAGCGAAGAUGAGACUUUAGAUGAAGAAAACGAGGAUGAAGAAUUGAGUUCUGAAAACAGUCAAAUGAACGAUGCUGAAGAUUCUUCGGCGAUUGGUAAUGCCGAGCUUCGGAUUGGAAAAAAACCAAAAGUACCCACUUUAGGCCCUUCAAAGCAUCCACCAACUUCAGAUGAUUUGUCAACUACCGCUGAUGACAGAAUCGUUGCAGAAACCGUGUUUGAGGCCCCGCUGGGUCAAAUCGUUAGCAUCCUAUAUGGCGAUGAUGUGUCAUACGCCAGAAAAAUCUUAGAGGCUCAAAAGAACUACAAUCUAUCGAAAAUUCCGCCAAUAAUAACGUCCAGAGAACGAAAAUUCAGCUAUACGAAACCACUAACUGGCUCUAUUGGACCGAGCAAAACUAAAUGUGAGAUCACAGAAACUUUAGACCACUACGACUUAGAAGAUUACGUGAAAGCCAUUCAGGCAUCGAAGACACCCGACGUACCAUCCGGUAACUCCUUCAUUGUGAAGACAUCAUUCUACUUAUCUUGGGCACCUCGAAACUGCACAAAGUUGAUUGUUGGUGUCUCUGUUGAAUGGACGGGCAAAAGCUGGCUCAAAGCAGCGAUCGAAAAGGGAACUUUUGACGGUGUCACAGUUACUACGAAGACUAUGAUUGAAGAGAUCAACAAAAUCAUUCAUAAAAAGGAAGUAAGGGAGUCAAAAGGUGCUGUAAGCGACGAAGAAGAGACGUUGAAUCUACCUACCGCAGGUCCUAGUGAGCACCCAAAGACCAACCCAGAAUACGUCAAAGAAGAUGGGGACAUUAUCAUAGCAGACUCAUUAUCCAUUCCGGCGCCAUUGGGAACCGUUUAUCAGUUGCUUUUUGGUGAUGAUACUUCGUACAUUCAGCGAAUUCUUGAGAAGCAAGGUAACUAUGAUCUUUCUCCUAUCCCAAAAUUCAAAAGUGAAACGAGAGAAUAUCAGUACACAAAACCUCUCACGGGUCCUGUCGGCCCGAAAAAAACGAAAUGUCUCAUUGAAGAAAGAAUUGAACAUAACAAUCUGGAGGAUCGCGUUGUGGUUUGUCAGGUUACCAAAACACCAGACGUGCCGUCAGGAACUUCUUUCUCCGUAAACACUAAAUUCUACCUGUACUGGGGCUCCAGUAAUACCACACAGAUCUUGGUCGUAUCCAGCGUGAUCUGGACUGCGAAAAGCUGGAUCAAGGGUGCGGUGGAAAAAGGAUCUCUUGAAGGUCAGAAGUCGUCCAUUAAAAUCCUGGAGCAAGAACUUCUAGACAUCGUCGCCAACGCUGGCAAGAAUAAAAAACCGCAUGCUAAGAAAAAUGUCAGAGCUAGGGUCAAGAAGUCAAAAACUUCGAACAAAGCUUCGAAAGCUGGCAAGACACAAGAUCCGGGUCCCACUGGCGCAUUUGAUACAGUCUUGAAUUUAGUGACUACUCUGCCGUUCACGUAUCAAAUUUUAAGCUUCAUUUUAUUGGUAGUGGGGAUCGUUACAAUAUUUACCUUUUCCAUGGGAAAAAGCGAAAGCUCAUUCAAAAUUGUGAAACCGGGCCGUAUGGCCAUAGGCGGGAAUACUUACAACUACGCACCAACGCUCAAUACGCUAUAUGGAGUUUACGAACAGGAAAUUCGAGUAACACAGAGAUCCCCGAAAGCCCCCAAUAUUGCAACUAGUUCAGAGGGUGAGCUAUGGGAGUGGAUAAAAGAUCGCGGUAAUAUCUUACAAGACACCCACUCCCAGGACAACUCUAAAAAGUGGAUGACGACUCAUAAACGUCAAGAUUUAGAAGAAGCAAUACGGCUAGCAGAGGAUAAACUCGAAGAGUUAAAGACUCUUCUAAACGAAUCUAAAUAG